Aspergillus nidulans FGSC A4 is the source of this 1943-nucleotide messenger RNA. Its product is annotated as SAC3/GANP domain protein. Lineage: Eukaryota; Fungi; Ascomycota; Eurotiomycetes; Eurotiales; Aspergillaceae. The record is from RefSeq and is a predicted model, not a curated record. The transcript is spliced from 4 exons. Bases 254 to 1615 code for a protein of 453 amino acids.
CAAGUUUUUCCUGGCUCUACUUGUAUUUCGUUUACUUGUCUCCUCCUGUAUCUGAGAUCACUCUAGACCUGUCGAUACUACUUGAAGUAUAGACGGCUCUGUGUCCUAAUCCUUCGAGUCGCACAACGUAGUUCAUUUGAGGCCUCACCUCGGGUCAUCUUCUCAAGGCCUUUUCUUCUUUUUUCGCGUUUCUCCUCCUUUUCCUUUCUUUACUCUCACUUCUCUCUGGGUUUGCCCUAAUCUUGAAUCCAAUAUGAGUUCUGGCAUACCGCCUUGGCGUGCUAGCGCUUCGGCGACUGCUACGACUGCCGUUUACCCCAGUCACGCAACCCCAGCAUACAUACCAGUACAAGCACGCCGUAGCCUUACUACCCCGGCCUCGACUUCCGCGACUCCUGCUCCUCAGCCGAAAACAACCGCAGCAGAUGCGGGUAAUCGAAAGCGAGUAGAAUGGCCGGAACCCGUCCGCAAGUAUGUACAACGCUGCUUCGCUCCUGAAAACCAAAUUUCCGGAGUCAGCAGACAGGAGAUGGAGGCCAAAUUAAGAUCUGUCAUAACCGAGGCAGCACAAUCCGACGUACUCGACAAGAUCAACUGGGAAGCCCAACCGCUGCCGCAGGUCAUGGUCCAGAAUGACAAGCUCAGGAUACUGACCAACCCCGAGGCUUCCACCUGGGGAACUCCUUUUGCGGCCCAAUCACCAAAGCGUACUGCAAGCGAUGAUGCAUCGAGGAAGCGGAAGUCGGCUGAGUACCAGACGGAGUCAAAUGCCUGUCCGCCGUGGAGGCAAACUAACAAGUCCAAUGUCUUUGAAGAUCGAGUCACUUAUUCACCCACAGACAAGCGCCAACGCAUAGAAUCCAAGAAUUCAAAUAUCCGUCCUCUUCCUGUCCUGAUGAAGACACUGGAUCUGCUGAAGAAGAAGUGGAAGAAGGACAACAACUACACAUACAUCUGUGAUCAGUUCAAGUCACUGCGCCAGGAUUUGACAGUGCAGCACAUCAGGAAUGAAUUUACGGUCAGUGUCUACGAGAUCCACGCCCGAAUUGCGCUGGAGAAGGGAGAUCUUGGUGAGUAUAAUCAAUGUCAGACGCAGCUGCGGGCUUUGUAUGCGCAACAAUUGGGAGGUCAUCCGACCGAGUUCAAGGCGUACCGUAUUCUCUACUUUAUCCAUACGCGCAACUGGACGGCAAUGAACGAUGCCCUGGCCGAUCUAAUCCCAGCAGACAAGCGGAGUGCAGCCGUCAAACAUGCAUUAGAUGUGCGGUCUGCUCUGGCUCUUGGCAACUACCACCGGUUUUUCCAGCUUUAUCUCGCUACCCCGAACAUGGGAGCGUACCUGAUGGAUAUGUUUGUGGAUCGCGAGCGACUUUCCGCCCUCUCGGCCAUCUGUAAAGCAUACAAACCAGACGUAAAGAUCCGAUUCAUCACCGAAGAGCUAGGCUUUGAGUCCGACGAGCAGAGUGCGCGCUUCAUCCUGGACCAUAGUUCGGAGGACAUGCUCCUGGAGAAAGAUGGAUCUGUGAGAUUACUCACAGGAGGAAAGGCCGCCCAACUGUUCGAGGCGGCAAAAGCUGACGCCCAUCGCGUGAUUGAUAUCAAGGGACAGAUCUAAGUUUCAUUUCCGUUCCCUAUCUCAUUGAACUACGCUCUCCCGUCACCAUCCUGAAUAACCUUCCGUCCGCACGAUCACCCUACACAUUGUUCUGGUUAUCUUUUAUCUCGUUUCUCUUCUUUUCCUUUUCCCCCUGUCUGUUCUGCUCUGCUCGAACUCAUCCUCCGACCGCCUGCGUUUGCGGUCCGAUAUACCCCGUCAAUAGCAAAAGCACUGGCGUCUUUCAUCUUCGCGCUUUGGAGUUUGGCAUACGGUACCUAGUGCAGCAGGAUAUUCACCUGGCAAAUUCAUUAUUCCGUACAUACUGCCUAUUAAGUCGAAGAUAAAU